AUGUCUCUAGAAGUACUUCCUACCGAGGUGGAUGAGAACAUCAUCCGUCGGCUCUCUAAGCCCGAGCUAGACAGCUUAUCCCGCACCUCGCGCUACUAUCGGAAUCUCACGGAGCCGUUCCUCUACAAAGAUCUUACUUUCUCCACCCAUCACGACCACAAAAUUAAGCUCCGCGAAAAGGGACGUUCGGGGUCCGAUGACCCCAGCGGCGAGGACUUCUACUGCGAGUUUUGGCGCAAGAUCCCGGACAUCCAAGAUACUAUCGACUUACUCGCCGCAGACAUGGAGACGAAGUUCGCGUUGCACUGGUUCGGUAGCAUGUUCCAGAAACGCCCGUACUUUGACGGCGUGCUGGCUUGUAUCCUUUGCAUGGCAACCAACCUGGAGCACCUGAACCUCACGAUGUCCUCGUGUGAUGUGCUGCCGCUAACACUCGAAGUCUUGGGGGGCCCGUGCGAUGAAGAUGAAGGUGCUGCAGAACAAGAAGAUGAUCAUGAUGAUGUCGAAGGUGGAGACAAUGUGGAAGAUGAAGAUAAUGCAGAUGAUUUAGAUAUUGCAGAUGGUGGAGAUGAAGGAGAAGAUGGAGCUGGUGUCGGAGACAAGGAUGAAGUGGUAGAUGGAGAAAACGCCGACACUCCAUAUCCAUUCUGGAAGCUGAAGACCUUCAGCAUUCAAGGGAGCGACUACUAUGGAAGCCCUCUCCAAGCUCCCGUACUGCCAACUCUCGAGAAACUCCAACUGAAGCAAUGCGCAUACGACAGGGUUAACACGCUCCCUCUCUACUUCCCGUACGCGCCGCACGCCUCAGGCGCGAAGCUACAUACUUUGGAGAUCGACCAAGUCAACCUCGAUCUCCCUUGGUUUGCAAUCACGCUAUCUGAACCUGACUUUAGUGCCCUUAAACAACUCAUCGUCAGCGGCGUUGGUUGGAAUUGGGAACACGGACCGUGGAACGAGUACGAUUUUCGCCACCUUAGCGACGCAAUAACGGCACACCUCCCAGAUCUCGAACGCCUAGAAUGGACUUACAACGAAUUAGACCGCGAAUGGGGUUUGCUGAAGCCCUUUGGCAGCUUCAAGGCGCUCUCCAAACUCAAGCACCUAGCCGUCGACUACGAGUUGAUAACAUCGCAGUCGCAUGGUCAUGACCAUUACCCUGAUCAUCUGGUGAAUCCCCACGCUUUCCUUCCCGACAGCCUGAAGAUGCUGCAUCUUACUGAUGUUCAUCACGCUCUCCUCGACAGGCUCUGUGAUCGAUACGCCAAAUUCUCUACUGGACGCUCCUCGGCACUUCCCUUCGUCUCCGGCCUCUUUUCCACCUUCGCGCUCGAGCACUUUAACAUGCACAUCAACAUGGAAUUCUGGGGUGACGACGAAGACGGUACCAGUGAGCUAGAGAAGAGUACGCGCAAAUUCUUGCGGGUGAUGGUUGAGGAGCUGGAUCGAAUGGGGACGGAGAUGCGUGUCUGGCGCCAGGGAGGUCGAUUACCGGAGAGGUUGCUCAUGGCUCCUGGAUUUGCAGUGCCCUGGCCCUAUUGGGGCGACGUUGACCAGGGCCACUGGUGCAAGAAAGACCGCGAGUGGUGGGAGAUCAAGAAUGGGUUAAGAGCCGGGAGGAGGAAUGAGUACACCCAUCAUGACGAGGAUUAUGCGGAUAGCAGCGGUGAUGAGGACGAUGCUGGUGAUGAUGGUGGACAGACUAGAGCUGGUAGGCUCGAUUAUGUGGAUGCGAGCGAGAUCUGA
Trematosphaeria pertusa is the source of this 1743-nucleotide messenger RNA. RefSeq lists its product as uncharacterized. The transcript is spliced from 2 exons. Gene Ontology annotation, molecular function: protein binding. The coding region runs from base 1 to 1743 and encodes 580 amino acids. NCBI's taxonomy places the organism in Eukaryota, Fungi, Ascomycota, Dothideomycetes, Pleosporales, Trematosphaeriaceae. The record is from RefSeq and is a predicted model, not a curated record.